AUGACAGGUAUCGCGUCAGUACACCCGUCGGCGCCACGGCCGUCGGCGAGUCUCAUUGUGGUAAAUGCAAGGAAUGAGAUUUUGUUCGUCCAUCGUAAUCCACAGGCCCAAUCAUUUGGCGGUGUUCAUGUGUUUCCCGGUGGAAACUACGACGCCGCUCAGGAUGAUUCAUAUCAGAUGACUGCCAUCCGGGAAACAUUCGAAGAGUCUGGGGUAUUGCUUGCUUCUUCCCGAACUCAGACCACUCUGUUAUCCGACGCGGUCGUGGAUUCGUCACGGAGGUCUAUUCAUGCACAACAGAUGCUUUUCAAAGACUUCCUGAAAGAGCACAAUCUUGAAACGGACAGGAAAUAUCUUCUUCCGUUCACAGAAUGGGUGACCCCGCCACAGGUCCCUCGCCGAUUCCACACACGUUUUUACGUAGCCUUUUUACCAUCAUCGUCAACCACCACCUCAGACUUCUCGCACGGAACAAUCCAGCACCGUCUUCCUACCUCGGACGGCGGCCUUGAGGUAAUCGCCGCGCGCUUCAUCCACCCGCUCGAUGCUCUCGCCGAAUUCCGUUCCUCAAAGAUCGCCCUCAUGCCGCCACAAUACUACCUCAUCACCACCCUUGCGGGUGUCUUACACGGACGCGAGGCGACCCUUGAGCAGCAAGCACGAGUACGAGAGCUUGCCGCAGGUGCAUUUGGCAGUAUGGUGAUCAAUCCCCGUGGCCAUCCAGGAGGUCAGGAUCAAGACGGGAGGUCAGUUUUGACAUAUGAGGGCGAUGAAACUCGUGGCGGAUCGAAGGGCCGUCUCCAUCGGUCACUCGUAAGAUUCGGAAAGAAAGGGAUACCCACCGAGAUUGUGCUGUUGAGAAAUUUCGACGUCUUUACUGAGAUCGAGCACCAGGCAUUCUCAAAGCAGUCAAGACUAUGA
Heterobasidion irregulare TC 32-1 is the source of this 921-nucleotide messenger RNA. RefSeq lists its product as uncharacterized. The transcript is spliced from 4 exons. Gene Ontology annotation, molecular function: hydrolase activity, acting on acid anhydrides, in phosphorus-containing anhydrides. The record is from RefSeq and is a predicted model, not a curated record. Gene Ontology annotation, cellular component: mitochondrion. Lineage: Eukaryota; Fungi; Basidiomycota; Agaricomycetes; Russulales; Bondarzewiaceae. Bases 1 to 921 code for a protein of 306 amino acids.